This is a messenger RNA of Vanrija pseudolonga, 1533 nucleotides long. RefSeq lists its product as uncharacterized. The record is from RefSeq and is a predicted model, not a curated record. The transcript is spliced from 3 exons. Lineage: Eukaryota; Fungi; Basidiomycota; Tremellomycetes; Trichosporonales; Trichosporonaceae. The coding region runs from base 1 to 1533 and encodes 510 amino acids.
AUGUACCCAUUCCCGCCAUACCUGUCCUCGGCGCAGCAUCCUCAUCAUCAUCAGCCACCACCGCCGCCCCAGCAACAACAGCAGGACGAAUCGCGCGCGGCCACCCCCGCAGUACCCAAUGACGCUGGGGCCGGAUCAGCGCUCUCGCCCCCCGUCUACGGCCACGCCGGCCCACCCCCACAGACAACGGCCACGGGCAACGGCACGGCCAACUCGUCCCCCGCGGUCGACCACUCGAGUUUGAGCUCGGCACCCAACUCGGUGGUCAAUGGCGCCAACAACAGCUCGACACCGACCCCGCCAACCGCGACACCCACCCGCCCGUCCCUCCCGCCACCGGGAAACCACAUUCUCAGCCCACACUCGUCCCCCGUCAUCAAGGUCGAGCACGACCCGAGCCCCGUCAACGGCGCGCUCUCGCUCUCGCCGUCGCCGGUCGUGUCGGUGCACCACCAGCAGCUACACACACAGCCCCAGGCAAAUGUGUACCCGCUCCAGCCUGGGUCGUUCAACUGGCCCGCGACGCAGCCAGCUGCGGCACAACCUGGCCUUGGCGUCGAGGACGUGGAUGCCUGGGAGCACCCAGUGCAGCACCAUUACCACCAGCCGGCGCCGCACCUGCCCCAGCACCAUGCUCACCACGCGGGGCAGCACGCGCCACUCAACCCCCAGCCGCACCACAACAACGGAAUGGUGUUCAUGCCCUUUGGGCCUAACGGGUUCCCACCGCAGCCCGCGCUAGGCUUCGCCUAUGUGCGUAGCCAGCGUGGUCCUGUCGCGCCGACGGGCUCGGUGACGCAAGAGCGGUGGCGAGAGCAGCAGCAACAGCAGCCGCCGCGAGAGGCGGGACAGACCAACGGUGAUGGCGGCGGCCAUGAGUACCUAGCGCACGGGAACCACGCCGACGCUUCGCCGAUGCUGUACCACCCCGACGCGCGGCGUGACCUGCCGCUGGGCUCAAGUCUGCCGCCGCAGGCACACCUGCACCACCCGCACCACGCGCUGUUCAACGAGCACCAGCACGACAGGUACUCCGAUACACGGCCUCCGGGGCCCAUCCCCCUGCCGCUCGUUCACAGGGACGUCGCGCCGAGCGUCCACGGGUAUGUUCCGGCGCGGCUGCGGCCCCCGCCUCCGCGUAUGGGCAGCCCCGGGCCCGGCGUACCAGGCUUCGUCGGCCCCCACUGGCCGCCGCUCUCGUCCUCGCCCGCUUCGUUUGGUGCCGCAGGCUCAAGCUCGUCGCUCGAACACGAACUCACACCCGGCCCGAUCUCCAACGGCAUGGGACUCAACGGAUUCCCAGAGGACGGCCGCUGGGGAACCGCGCCGCCCAGUAAUGGCAGCAUGCCGCUCCCCCAGUCGGACACUGAGACAAUGCGGUCCGGCCGCGGCGCCAGCCGGCGCGCAGGCUCCGCCCCAACUGUUAGGAGGUUUCCUUGCCCAGACUGCUCAGAGGCCUUUACCCGCCGCAAUGACUUAGUGCGCCACCGCCGCAAGCACAGUAGGUCAUCGCCGUACUCGUCUGCUAACUGA